AUGAGCGGUCACAUUAUGCGCGGUCGCUUCCAGCCUCACUGCCCUGAGUUCAGCAUUGACUACUCCACCGCCUGGGCUCCCGAGGUUCGCAUUCCGGUUCUCAUUCUCAUUACCCUCUUCUUGAUGUCGAUGAACCCUACUAUCGCCGAUAUCAUCAAGGGAACUGUCUGGAUGGUUGUCAAGCCUAUUGCCCUCCUCAUUGGCUACGCCUCUGUCGCUGUCAUCCGCAUUCUUAUCUUCAUCUUUAUCGAUGGGCCUAAGAUGAUCACCAUCCUCCUCACCCCCGACAGACGCAACAGUGUCGACUUCCUUGGAAUCGAUGUUGAGAACAAUACCAAGCUCAACGCCAUCUGGAGCCGCCUCCACGCUGAAGAGGAGUGGGUUCCUGGCGGCGUCUUUGACAAGAAGUACAAGCCGUUCCUGCCAGCUCGCAACAUGAAAAUGGCUGGCCCUCGUCAAAAGAAGGUCAUGACCCGCGACCGUGGCCUCUCUUGCUAA
Colletotrichum phormii is the source of this 498-nucleotide messenger RNA. RefSeq lists its product as uncharacterized. The record is from RefSeq and is a predicted model, not a curated record. Lineage: Eukaryota; Fungi; Ascomycota; Sordariomycetes; Glomerellales; Glomerellaceae. The transcript has a single exon. Bases 1 to 498 code for a protein of 165 amino acids.